Molecule: messenger RNA, 2001 nt
Organism: Atta colombica
Lineage: Eukaryota; Metazoa; Arthropoda; Insecta; Hymenoptera; Formicidae
Product: dipeptidase 1-like
Exons: 12
Coding region: 1-2001 (666 amino acids)
Biological process (GO): proteolysis
Molecular function (GO): metallodipeptidase activity
Source: RefSeq, a predicted model, not a curated record
AUGCAUCACGCCGGUGGUGGCGGUGGCGGUGGCGGUGGCGGUAGUGGUGGCGGCGGUGGAGGUGGCGGAAGUGGCAGUGUCGGCGGAGUCGGCGGUGGUGGCGGCGGCGCCGGUUACGGAAGCGGGCCGCAGGAGCGCGUUCACCAAGCUCCAAGACCGGUCCAGCCUGAUCAAAAGUGUCCCUAUGAGACCUACCAGGCGCAAAUCCCGGACUGCUGCGCGGCUGCGGUAGCGGCGCAAGAUCCGUACCCACGGCCGCCCAGUGGCUACGAUGCCAGGUGCUACGACGAGUGCCAUCGCAGGACGCCGUAUCAAGAAGAGUCCUAUCCUCAGGAUGUAUCCUCGACAUUCCACCGGUCCCAGUCUAGACUGGGCUACGAGGAACGUCCUCAGUCCCGAGUGGGAUACGCCUCGGAUUCCAGGUGCGCCAGCGGGCUCGGAUACGACGACACUGGUGGGGGUUACCUGGAUCAGAGUGACCCGAGAAUGUAUUGCACCGGCGGCUAUUGCAUGGGAGAUACGAUGAUGGCGACGAGCAGAGGCGUAUGCGGCGAAGAGGUAGAACUCGACAUGCGGAGGCACAUUCAGGCAUGCGCCUGCACAUGCAACCACAUGGGCUAUGGAAAUUACAUGGACUAUCAGACCACGUGCCUAACAGAACUGCCAGAUGUGGCGCCUUGCAACGGCACCGUGCGAUUACCGCCACCGUGCGAGGACUCGCCUAGCAGCGGCAGCAGCAAGGAUCGCAGAGACGAGAGUCCUCGCAGGAGAUGUCGGGUGUUGGCGCCUGUCCUGCUCCUAGUGGUCGUCCUGCUCCUCGGAGGCCUCUGUUUGCCGUUUCUACUACAAUCCGCGCCUGCCACGCACCAGCAGAGGCUGGACGUGAUCAGGAGGAUUCUCACUGAAGUGCCUCUGAUCGACGGGCACAACGAUUUGCCCUGGAACGUUAGAAAGUUCGUACACAAUCAACUUGGCGAAGUCAACCUGAGCAGCGAUCUCGGCAGGGUUGACCCAUGGGCCAGAUCAGACUGGAGUCACACGGACAUCCCUAGAUUACGCGCUGGCCUCGUCGGUGCACAGUUUUGGUCAGCCUACGUUCCUUGCGGUGCCGCUCAGUUAAAUGCAGUUCAACUCUCAUUGGAACAGAUUGACGUAAUUCGUCGACUCGCCGAAAUGAAUGCUCAACACUUAACCCUGGUUACCUCCGUCAAAGGUCUCAUCGAGGCGCACAGAGAAGGCAAGAUCGCAAGUCUAAUCGGAGUAGAAGGUGGUCAUUCCUUGGGGAAUUCCUUGGGUGUUCUCAGGACGUUUUACGGUCUGGGAGCGCGAUAUCUUACUCUGACACAUGCGUGUGACACCUCCUGGGCAGUCUGUUCUGUUGGCGAGACGAACAACACUCAGGACUCCACGCCGGGCCUCAGCGAAUUUGGGAAAGCAGUUGUCAGGGAAUUGAACAGGCUGGGCAUGUUGGUCGAUCUCUCGCAUGUCUCGACAAGAACGAUGAGGGCGGCCCUGCAGACGACGAGGGCGCCGGUGAUCUUUUCGCACAGCGCUGCCAGGGCGCUGUGUAAUUCCACCAGAAACGUACCGGACGACGUGCUCAGAAAUCUGGCUAAGAAUGGUGGAGUGGCGAUGGUCCCUUUUUAUACCUACUUCAUAACGUGCAACAGCACCGCUACUAUAAAAGACGUUAUUGCACACAUCAAUCAUAUUCGAAAGGUGGCGGGAAUCGAUCAUGUUGGAAUCGGAGCGGGUUUCGACGGGAUAAAUUUUACUCCCACGGGUUUAGAGGAUGUCUCGAGGUAUCCGCAACUAUUGGCCACCUUGUUAGAGGAUCCCACAUGGACGGAGGAUGACAUCAAGAAACUAGCCGGGCUCAACUUGCUGAGGGUAUUCGCGAAAGUCGAACAGGUUCGUGACGAGUGGCACAGAGCAGCCGUGUUACCUGUGGAGAAGAUCAGUCCACCAGACAACUCGGCCUGCGUUUACGGCGCGUCCUGA